This is a messenger RNA of Triplophysa dalaica, 1239 nucleotides long. RefSeq names its product potassium channel, subfamily K, member 13b (gene kcnk13b). Bases 1 to 1239 code for a protein of 412 amino acids. Gene Ontology annotation, biological process: potassium ion transmembrane transport; stabilization of membrane potential. Gene Ontology annotation, cellular component: membrane. The transcript has 2 exons. NCBI's taxonomy places the organism in Eukaryota, Metazoa, Chordata, Actinopteri, Cypriniformes, Nemacheilidae. Gene Ontology annotation, molecular function: potassium ion leak channel activity. The record is from RefSeq and is a predicted model, not a curated record.
AUGAUGACUUGCCGGGGUGGAUGCUGCUGCAACAGCAUCGGUCCCUUAAAUGAAGACAAUGCAAGAUUUCUCCUGCUUGCUUUGCUGAUCAUCAUCUACCUGCUAUGUGGAGCGGCGGUGUUUUCUGCCUUGGAGCAUCCGAAAGAGACGCUUGCCAAAGAUAGAUGGACUCAGAGGAUCGACCAGUUCACCCAGAAGUACAACCUUAGCCAAGACGACCUGAAGAACUUCUUGAGGAACUAUGAGGAGGCCAACGUGGCCGGUAUUCGUGUGGACUCAACCAGACCUCGAUGGGAUUUUACCGGGGCUUUCUAUUUUGUCGGGACAGUGGUGUCAACCAUAGGUUUUGGUAUGACAACACCUGUCACUAUCGCAGGGAAGAUAUUCCUGAUCUUUUAUGGCCUCAUUGGUUGCGCCGCGACCAUUCUGUUCUUUAACCUAUUCCUGGAACGUGUCAUCACCGUGAUUGCAUUCGUCCUGAAAUUCUGCCAUGAAUGCAGAGAACAGCGAAAAGCAGGGCCACCUCAAAACUGCCGACGUCUCUCCAUCAGCAGUAGAGAACGGCAAACAGACAGCUUGGCUGGCUGGAAACCUUCAGUAUAUUGCGUAAUGCUCAUCUUGGGAGUUGCCGCCAUCUUAGUUUCUUGCUGCGCAUCUGCAAUGUAUUCCUCAGCUGAGGGCUGGGGGUAUCUGGAUUCCCUCUAUUUCUGUUUUGUGGCUUUUAGCACGAUUGGCUUCGGUGACAUGGUGAGUAACCAACGUGAGAUGUAUAAGGCUCAGGCCGCCUACAGGGUUGGAAACUUCCUAUUCAUACUAACAGGGGUGUGUUGCAUCUACUCUCUGUUCAAUGUAAUUUCCAUCGUUAUCAAGCAAUUUCUCAACUGGCUUCUGCAAAGGCUGGAGUCUCCUUGCCUCUGCCCUGGCACAGGGAACCGCCAUCUACGGAGAAAUGCGGUAGUGCCUGGGCACACAAGAAAACGGCGUGACAACUCCAUUGAGACAGAUACAGUUAAUGAUAGUGAGAUCGAUGGACGUCGAAUGUCUGGAGAGAUGAUCUCCAUGAAGGACUUUCUGGCUGCGAACAAAGUUAACCUGGCAAUCAUGCAGAAGCAGUUGUCAGAGAUGGCCAACGGGCAUCCUCGCCAGUCAGGGUCCAGCUCACGGAAUGAGUUCUCAGGAGGUGUUGGUGCGCUGGGAAUAAUGAACAACAGGUUGGCUGAGACAAGUGUAGAUAGAUAA